AUGUGGCUUGCCACAGCUUUUUCUUUUUUGGCCCUGGGCCUUGCUGUAGUAAAAUCUGACGCUUCAUCAAGAAUUGUGGGUGGUUCUAUUACAACUAUCGGGUCAUAUCCAUAUGUAACUUCACUUCUUCGGACAAACAAUCUGAUUCAGUAUUCUCAAUUUUGUGCUGGCACAAUCCUUACAUCUAGAUCCAUUUUGACAUCUGCAAGCUGUUUGGAUGGAGACCUGCCUAGCAGAUGGCUUAUUCGUGUAGGUUCUAGCUGGGGUAAUAGAGGAGGAUCAUUGUAUAAUGUUGGCCAAAGUAUUAUUCACCCCUCCUACAAUCAGCGAAAUUUUGACAACGAUAUUGCUAUCAUUAGAGCUAGUUCAGUUAUUGUCUUCAGCGGUAUAAUUCGCGCAGGAACCAUCGCGGGAUCAAAUUACCAAUUGUUUGACAAUGAGCCUGUAAUUUCCGUUGGAUGGGGCACAACUUCAUACGGUGGGAGCAAGUCUGAGCAAUUGCGCCAUGUUGCUGUUUGGACAAUAAACCUAAGCACGUGUAUGAGUAUAUAUGGGAAUUUGGGGUCCAAUGUUACUAAUAAUAUGGUUUGCUCCGGCUGGCUGGGUGUGGGUGGUCGUGGCCAAUGCAACGGAGACGGCGGAGGCCCACUUUUACACAAUGGUGUUGUAGUUGGGAUCACGUCUUGGGGAUUUAGAUGCGCGGAGCCAUAUUACCCUGCUGUCAAUACACGUGUCAGUCGUUACACUCCUUGGAUUCAAGCCAAUGCC
This is a messenger RNA of Brenthis ino (lesser marbled fritillary), 768 nucleotides long. The record is from the annotation of a GenBank genome assembly. NCBI's taxonomy places the organism in Eukaryota, Metazoa, Arthropoda, Insecta, Lepidoptera, Nymphalidae.